Messenger RNA from Hevea brasiliensis (rubber tree), 2125 nucleotides. Its product is annotated as pseudouridine kinase. The record is from RefSeq and is a predicted model, not a curated record. Lineage: Eukaryota; Viridiplantae; Streptophyta; Magnoliopsida; Malpighiales; Euphorbiaceae. Gene Ontology annotation, molecular function: kinase activity. The transcript is spliced from 9 exons. The coding region runs from base 342 to 1619 and encodes 425 amino acids.
CAUGCCUAAACAAGUAAUCGAUACAAACCAGAUUUUUUUUUUCUCAUUACAAUUAAAAUUCUUUUUAUUUUAAUUAAAUUUUCGGCUUUCUUGGCUAAUUUUCAUAAACUAGCGCUUCAAUAGUAGGAAAAAGAGAAUCUUCAGUGGGAUCCAAAAAUUGAUAAAUUUGAGUUUAAUCAAAAUCAAUUAUGGAAAAGAUAAAUAACCGAUAAACAGAAUCAAUAAAAAAACAAUCAAUGGAAAAUCGUUUUCCUUUCUUUUCUCACUGUUCUUAAUAUUAUAUACCCAUUUCAGUUUUCACGUACUGGGUCUUUGGGGGAGAUUGGAAUUGGAUUCAGAAAAUGGAGAGCAGUGUGCAGAGGAGACUGGAUUGUGUUUCUCGUCACCUUUUGCUGCCACCUGAAGUUAACAGUCUUGCUCUUUACCCGGUUUUAUUAAAAGGUGGGCAAACGAGGCAAGAGAAGGCACACCCAGUAGUUAUAGGGGGCAUGAUAUUGGAUAUUCAUGCCACUCCAUCCAUCCAUCCGAGUCCUAGAACCACCACUCCCGGUAAGGUCCAAUAUGCACUGGGAGGUGUAGCCAGGAAUAUUGCCGAGUGCAUGUCAAAGCUUGGAACUAAGUCUUACAUGAUUAGUGCUGUGGGCAUUGAUAUCGCUGGGAGCAUGCUGUUGGAGUACUGGAAUUCUGCUGGGCUAUCCACAGAAGGCAUCCGAAAACACCAAAAUAUCAGAACUGCUGUCAUAUGCAACAUUUUUGACACCAGUGGAGAGUUGGUGGCUGCAGUUGCAAAUGUGGAAGCAGUUGAAAAAUUCCUCACCCCCGAGUGGAUUCUGCAAUCUAAGUGUAAUAUUUCUUCUGCUUCUGUACUGCUGGUUGAUGCAAAUCUGAUACCUCCAGCUUUAGAAGCUUCUUGUCAAGUGGCAGCAGAAUAUAACAUCCCAGUCUGGUUUGAGCCUGUUUCAGUUGCAAAAUCCAUGAGAAUCACCUCAAUUGUCAACAACGUAACUUUUGCAUCACCCAAUGAAGAUGAGCUUAUUGCCAUGGCAAAUGCUUUGUCUUGUGGAAAUACUUUUCAUCCAGUUGAAAAAGAUAAUUGCAGAAAGUGCUCAACAGAGUCCUUAUUCCAAAUGUUAAAGCCUGCCAUCUUGGUUUUGCUAGAGAAGGGUAUUAAGAUAGUUGUUGUGACUCUUGGUGCAGAUGGGGUGUUCUUAUGCUCUAAGGAGCCAAACUUCAUGAGAAGUAGUUUGGAAAGAACCAAAAGAUAUGGAUUUACUGGAUGGUUGUAUGAUAUUGUAGCAUCAAGCUGUCCAUCAAAUAAAUUUUUUGGUGCUAUGCAGGGUCAGGGGAGUUCUCAUCUUUUUGCUGUGCAUUUUCCUGCCCUUCCAGCCUCAGUUGUGAGGCUUACAGGGGCUGGUGACUGCUUGGUUGGUGGGACACUUGCUUCCCUUUGUGAAGGCUUAGAUAUUAUGCAGAGUGUGGCAGUUGGUAUGGCAGUUGCCAAACAUACUGUUGAGGCAGAGACCAAUGUGCCUUCAUCAUUUAGUUUGGCCUCUAUUGCAGAUGGUGCAGGGCUGGUGUAUUCUGCUGCCAAAGUUUUGUUCCAUCAAUCCAUGCUGUAAAAAAACAACCUUGAAAUGUUGAACUAGUCAUAUUGUUGUAAUCAAGCAGAACUUGGAGCUUCUCAGAUGGUAUCAUGGUUUUCCUAACCUCAAGAAGCAACAAGGGUGCUUGAUUAGACAGACCAAUUUCCUUGGGAGGUUCAUGUCUGACUUUUUCAGGGGAAAUCAAGCCUUCAACCUAAAUUCUGAAGACAAAAGAGAAUGAAAAGAUUCCUUUUAUGGUGGCAAUGAUUCUCCAAUCUUGCAACUAAUUCAGAAAUAUACUUAGGUGUAAGUUCUAAUACUUUCUCAGCAUGGAGUACUAUGAUGGGUUAUAUGUAAUGGUUACCUCAAAAUGAGUGUUGGAACAUUCUUAUCCUAUACUUGUAUUACUUCUUGUGACGGCUGAUGCUUUGGUGUUAAUUGUUAUUUUUAUUGGUUUUGGCCAUUUGGUUAGAGGGUGGCUUUAGCGUAAUGGUAAAAUUACUUGAUAGAGAAGAAUGCUAUUGUUUGGACAGCUUUGUUUA